AUAAUUAUUUGAUUAAUUGUAGUAAGUAGCAACUCGCUGCUCCAGUAUCACCACACUCACAUGCGAGCAUUUCAAGACAAUACCCAUCGGUCCCCCCACAUAAUUACUCGAUACCACGAGGUCGAUCCCGCAAAACCUCCCAAACCCCAAGGUGCAGCUUCCAACUUUGUCCCGGCUCCGGCGCCCGUCAGCUUUUCACACACACAGUCACAGUCACACACACGGCUUCGAAGGAAGCAGAAAGGAAGGAGAGAAAGAAGGAAACGGGAAAAAACAACCCUUCCUUGGGAUCCUCCUGACUUCCUGAGCCGACUCCUCCUCAUCUGUUUUCAAUUCAAACCCUUUUAUACGUUGCCGCUUAGCGAGCUGUUCCCCUCUCUGACCGCUGCUUCCGUUCCUCAGAAAAAAUUCCUUCCUUAACUAGAGAGAUUUGGACGGCAGUGCCAUAUGCUGAUCAGUCCAGUUUCCUCCAUAGCCAAGAAAAGGAUGGCGCUUUAAGACAAUCUUCGUCUUCUUCCUCUUUAAUUAGUUCGACCCCUUAUAAAUACUUGCCUUCCUUGGUGCUCGUUGGUGCCGCCGGAGAAAGGGAAGACAGAGCCAGGUCGCCUUGUUUGGAUUCAGAGAGAAAGAGAGGUGUUUGGAUCGUGUGAUGAAUGGGAAAGAGAGGACACGUCUGAGAGGAGGGAAUUAAUGGUGAGAGAGACUGAAAGGGGGUGUUGAUUGUUAUACUCUCUCUUCUUCAGCCAGAGCCAGUUGCACGGUGGCCAGAAGAACCAGAGGAUAUGUUUGGAACGGAGGCCACAUUCGGGAGAUAAGUUUCAGAUCGGCUUACUGAUAUGGAAUCGAGGAGAUUGGAGCAGUUAGUGCUUCUGCUUUGCUGCGUCGCGGCCAUCACAUGCAGGGGCUGUCUGCAUGCAGAAGCUCAGGCCCAAACCACUCUGCACCGCCCCCACCGAAGAAGCUUACUCCACAAUGGAGCAGUGGGCAGAAUUUUGUUUGAGACUGGAAACAGAUCGGAUAGUGAUCUUUCGAGGAGAACGAUGCGGAUCGAUCCUCUUGACGGUUUAAGGAAGUACGAUGGAGGAUACAAUAUCACAAACAAGCAUUACUGGAGUUCGACCAUAUUUACAGGUAGAUCUGGAUACAUCAUUGCAGCAUUAUGGCUCAUUGGUGGUAUUAUAUUUGUUGGUUUCCUUGUGGCCUUGAAGAUCUUCUUCACCAAAAAGAACAAAAGAGAUGGUGUCGUGGACUAUUUUCUUGACAGAUGCCACCUUUUGUCUGUAAUAUCCAUCAUUCUUCUUGCAGUUUUUGUCAUAGUUUCAUCGGCCAUCGCACUCCAUGGCGCCGUAAGAUUUCAUUCGAGAGCUGAAUCCAUCAAAGAUAUCAUAGGGAGAACUGCACUGGAGGCGACUGUGACGAUCUACAACAUUACCGGAGCCAUUGAGAGGAUGGAGAACAUAUCGAACCUGUACAACAAUAGCAGCCAAGCUUUUGAUCAUCUGAACUCCACAGUGGUGGCACUCAAGUCUGAAGCCGUGGAGAUUCAGGCAAAGGCGGAGAAGAACAUGCGCUUGGUCAGCCAGGGCAUCAAGACAUUAGAAGUUGUCACCAUUUUAACAGUGACACUGAACCUUGUUGUGGUUGUAAUGUUGCUAGUGGGAAGACCUGUGAGGCUACAGAAAUUGUGCUACCUGUGCAUAGCCUUGUGCUGGGCACUGACAGCCCUCUUCUGGAUGUACUUCGGCCUGUAUUACUUCCUCGACAAGUUUGCUGGCGACACGUGCGCCGCCCUGGAGGAGUACCAGCAGAACCCGCAGAACAGCACGCUGGGCGCCAUCAUCCCCUGCAGCGAGAAGCUGUCCGGCGGCGUGAUCCUGCACGACGUCGGCGCCGGCAUCCAUGACAUCAUAGACCAGGUGAACUCGAACAUAUACUCGAUCAAGUCGGAGUACGGCGUGAAGAAGCUCGAGUACAUCUGCAACCCGUUCACGGGGCCGCCCAAGUACCGGUACCGGCCGGAGAACUGCGGCUCCGGGGAGGCCACCAUCGGCGACAUCCCGCAGAUCCUGAAGCGGCUGACGUGCUCGGACCUGGGCGGCGGCGCCGGCUGCGAGCCGGCGGAGCUGUCAUCGGCGAUCGACCUCGACAAGGUGCAGACCUACACGGGGUCCAUCCAGAACGUGCUGGACAUCUUCCCGGGCACGGAGCGGCUCGUCACCUGCGAGCUCGUCAAGGCCGGCUUCGCGGGCAUCGUGGGGGCCCAGUGCGGCCCGCUAAGGCGCGGAGCGAGGGAGACGUGGGCUGGGCUCGCCGCGCUGGCAGCCGCCAUGGCGCUGCUCCUCGUGCUCGCGCUCGCCUCGGCGGCGUGCGGCGGCGGCGGCGGAGAGCGGCGCUCCGUGAGGCACCACACCUCGUCGGCUUCGUCCUCUAACUCGGAGGAGGCUGAUUUGGACGAGAUGCGCGCCAGGAAAGUGAGAGAUGGUGGGAUUGGGAUCGUCGGGCCGUGAGAUGGAAUUCGUUUUUGCUGUGCUCUUUGUUAUAUUACUGCCGGUGGGAGAGACCGAUCCAGGAGAGAUCGUCCGUCGCCGGCGCGCCAUUGACGCGAAGCGUUUGGUUUCUUUUCGUGGGGUGGUCUGGAGAAUCCAGCCAUUGUGCUGUUGGAAUAGCUAGGGAAUGAGCAAGGAAAUUCGGUUUAAUCUUGUAUAUAUGUCACCGGCAAAACGCCUAAUUUCAUGAGAAUAUAACCAUACUUCAGUUUAUUCUUCUU
Messenger RNA from Brachypodium distachyon (stiff brome), 2767 nucleotides. RefSeq lists its product as uncharacterized. Gene Ontology annotation, cellular component: membrane. The transcript is spliced from 9 exons. NCBI's taxonomy places the organism in Eukaryota, Viridiplantae, Streptophyta, Magnoliopsida, Poales, Poaceae. The record is from RefSeq and is a predicted model, not a curated record. The coding region runs from base 837 to 2507 and encodes 556 amino acids.